GAUAAGGUCAAAGGCGGAUCUAAAAUCAUUUUAUAUUUCGUACUCAAUUUGGUCACAUCAUUAUAAUAAUAACCAAAAUGACGCUAAUAUUUUUGCUCUUUGCUACUCUCUUGACUAAUAUUAACUGUGAAAACAACACGAUUCUCGCGCCAUCAUUGUUCUUGAACCAUGGAGGUGGCCCAUAUCCCGUAUUAGGCGAAGAAUUUAAUAAAGAAAUACGCGAUUCUUUGAAGAAUGUGUCCUCUUUUGUUGAUUUGAAACGUUUAAACGCAGUGAUCGUGGUCACAGCACACAGAGAGGAAGAUGUAGUGACGAUAUCAUCAGGUGAUCAUCAUGAUAUGUUGUAUGAUUAUUACAAUUUCCCUCCAAUAAGUUACACGUUCAAGCAUAACGCGCCUGGCGACCCAGUUUUGGCGGGAAGAAUUCACGAGGCAUUCAAAAAGGUUGGAAUACCUUCUAAACUUGAUAGCGUUAGAGGUUGGGACCAUGGAGUUUUUAUACCUAUGAUGCUAGUCGAUCCAGAUGCAAAUAUACCGAUAGUGCAAGUAUCAAUAUUGAAGAAUCAAGACGCGGCGCAGCAUUUUGAAAUUGGAAAAGUGCUGUAUCAGUUUAGGAAAGAAGGUGUCGCAGUUUUUGGUUCGGGUAUGUCCUAUCACAACAUGGGUGAAUUCAAGAAAGCGGAAAGUGAUGAUAACAGACUGAUAGUUAAUGAUAAAUUUGAUGAAUUUCUGAAUGAAGUGUGCACUGGAGAUGCUGAUGAAAUGAAGGAUCGUUUGACUACGUGGAUGGAGGUACCGGGCGGUUUGGAAUCUCAUCCUCUCGGUGAAGCAGAUCAUUUGAUGCCACUAAUUGUGAACGCCGGCGCAGGCGGCGCUCAUCCAGGCACAAAUAUUUUUAAAUCUGUUUUCAUUUACAAAUUCAGACUCAGUGGAUUUAUUUGGGAUAAAGAAUGAGAAAUGUUUUAUGUGUAUAAUUUUUAGUUUU
This is a messenger RNA of Galleria mellonella (greater wax moth), 984 nucleotides long. RefSeq lists its product as uncharacterized. The record is from RefSeq and is a predicted model, not a curated record. The transcript has a single exon. Lineage: Eukaryota; Metazoa; Arthropoda; Insecta; Lepidoptera; Pyralidae. The coding region runs from base 78 to 953 and encodes 291 amino acids. Gene Ontology annotation, molecular function: oxidoreductase activity, acting on single donors with incorporation of molecular oxygen; ferrous iron binding; zinc ion binding.